Molecule: messenger RNA, 918 nt
Organism: Caenorhabditis briggsae
Lineage: Eukaryota; Metazoa; Nematoda; Chromadorea; Rhabditida; Rhabditidae
Exons: 5
Coding region: 1-918 (305 amino acids)
Source: RefSeq, a predicted model, not a curated record
AUGGGUCUACAUUAUUCGGUUCAUACUGUUAUUCUUUUUGUGAUUUUCGGAGGAAAUGUUCUUUUGAAACGAAACUUUGAUACAAGAGACAACGUGGACGGUCUCCACCGUUCUGCAGAAUGUGUGCAAGAGACCAUAGAACCCCUGAUGGUGGGAAAUCUUUGGCAGUUUUGGGAUCGAUUUCCGUAUGUAGUCAACAAAUGUUCUCCGUCUCUGAAGGAUGUCAAACUCGGAGAAUUCCCAAAUUCUGACGAAUUGAAGUAUCAUUUUCUUCCUCUUCGAAAACUUCCAAACUGCACAAUAAUAUCUCUUGGAAUAGGAAAAGAUGUCAAAGCAGAGAAGAAGAUGAAAAGUGUGAUGCGAGAUUGUAACUUUUUUGGCGCGGAUCCGGUUGAGGAGGAUAACAAUGAGCUAUUCUCCGAUUUCGGAAAAUUCUUCAACAUGGCCGUUGGGGAUCGAAAUGGAAGUUUCCGGUCGUACGUUCUGGAGGAGAUCUAUCGAUACCAAGAGGUGUUAACUAUAGACUUGGCUACUUUUAUUAGAAAUAAUGUCAAACAGCAAACUAUAGACCAACUAAUGGUAGAUAUUGAGCACGCAGAGUACCCAGUGUUCCCAUUUAUAGAGGAGCAAGGACAGUUGGAGGAGUGGGGGAUCAAUGUUUGUCAGAUCAAUAUCGAAAUUCACAGUCCGACUGAUGAGGAUCGUGAGACUUUCGCAAGCUUCAUCCGGAAGAAUUUUAUAACUCAUCAGUGGAUUUUUGUCAAUUCGGAAAUCCAUGAAUUCUUCAAGCAUAUCAGACUUUUCAUGGUGAACGGCAGGAAUCGAGAAUGUCUGAAGCGAUACUUCCUGACAGACAGCAAACCACGGUCAACGAGAAAAACGAGGGAGAUUCAUAUCGAGGAUCACCUAUUUCAGUGA